Papilio xuthus (Asian swallowtail) is the source of this 1403-nucleotide messenger RNA. RefSeq names its product eukaryotic translation initiation factor 3 subunit j (gene eIF3j). Gene Ontology annotation, molecular function: translation initiation factor activity. NCBI's taxonomy places the organism in Eukaryota, Metazoa, Arthropoda, Insecta, Lepidoptera, Papilionidae. The coding region runs from base 308 to 1036 and encodes 242 amino acids. The record is from RefSeq and is a predicted model, not a curated record. Gene Ontology annotation, cellular component: cytoplasm; eukaryotic translation initiation factor 3 complex. The transcript is spliced from 7 exons.
UUGAAAUUUUAGUGAUUCGAGAAUUAUCGUCUGCCAUGGAGUCUUAUUUUUACGCAACAAGUUCUGAUUGUAAUUCUGUCGUAUAUUCACCCAAAUUAUGUCAUUUGUGCGUUGUUUUUCAAUUCGGUCGCGGAUAUUGCAGAAAUAUCACAUUCGUUUGACAAAAUCCGCUUGAGUGUAUUGUUUGUAAUUCAGUCGACCCUGGAGACAUCUUGUGAUAAAAAACCCGCAAGUUGCCUCUGUCUGAUUUUGUCUUCACGUGAAAAGGCAACAAAAUCGGAUUGGUGCUAACAAAAAAUCGACAACCAUGGAUCCCGAUAUGUCUUGGGACGCAGAUAACUUUGAGCCUAAAUUGCCGACCACGUUGACGUCUUCGAAUAAAUGGGAAGGCGAAGAUGAGGAAGAGGUCGUAAAGGAAAGUUGGGAGGAUGAGGAGGAAGAAAAAAAAGAUGAAGAGAAAAAGGAUCUUGCUCCACCUCAACCAAAGCCUAAAAAGAAAAUACAAGACAAAAUAGCAGAAAAAGAGCGCUUAGAAAAAGAGAAAGCUGAACGUAUGGCAGCAGAAAAGGCACUGGAAGAGCUCACACCUGAAGAAAGGCUAGCCGAGAAACUCCGGCAACAGAAGUUGCAAGAAGAAUCGGACCUGCGACUCGCCAUGGAAACAUUUGGCGUUUCUGAAGGUGGCGGAGGUAAACUGGACAGUUUCCAUCCGACAAACAAGGAGGAGUUUGCAGAGUUUGGGGAAUUACUUUGCAAAAAGAUCAAUAUCUACAAAGCCAAGGAAGAGUUCCCUGGAUUUGUUGAUGAUCUUGUCAAAAACAUUAUUGUACAAAUGUCAUCAUUGGAUAUAAAAAGGAUAAAGAUGACAGUGGAUAACCUUUACAUUGAGAAACAGAAAGCUGAGAAGAGCGACAAGGCAAAGAAACCCGCCAAGGGCAAGGGUAAAGCUAAAUUAAAAGUUGAAGGAGACAAUGCCCAUCUUAACCAAUACGACGCUUACGGCAACUUCGAUGAUGACUACGACGAUUUCAUGUAACCUCACAACAAAUAUGGCGUAACCUGGUCUCUGAAUUUAUACCCAUAUUUUAUUUGAAAUAAAGUCCAAUUUUGUUUGAAAUUUUUUAUCCAAACACAACCGUAACGUAUUGCAAAAUUUACAUAAAAAAUAGUAUUAGUUUUUACAAAGAAAUAAAAUAUUUUAUUAUAAUGCUUUGUGUAACCAAUAACUUAAUUUUCGUCUCUUCCUAAUAUUUUAAGUCCAAUUUUGGGUACUGUUAUUAACAAUAGAACUUCCUUCUAUAAAAAGGGAAUGUUACUUAUACCUAUUAAGUGCUCAAUAUAUUUUUUUAAAUAACACUGUUUGGUUAUUUUCAAAUUAGUCAUCAAAAAUCCGUUGUCUAAAU